Messenger RNA from Microthlaspi erraticum, 339 nucleotides. The record is from the annotation of a GenBank genome assembly. NCBI's taxonomy places the organism in Eukaryota, Viridiplantae, Streptophyta, Magnoliopsida, Brassicales, Brassicaceae.
AUGCAACUCGAAUCAGGGAGAGAGCAAAAUGGGGAGGAGAACGGAAGUAUCCACAAGAAGCAGAAGGUGGAAGAGAAGUAUGUGAAGGAUGAGAGAUUGGAGAAGAAAGAUGAAGGAAACGGAUCGGGUCUGGUCAAGAGUUGGGUCGAAAGAAAAGAAGAAGAAGUUUCAUCGGAUUCUGACAUAGCGACGGAGUCCAUGGAUCUUAUGACGCCUUUUGGGAAAAGAAUUCUUAGAGAAAGACCAGUUAAACCAACAACGAAGGCUAAGGAGAUGCACUGGCAGUUAACGGCUCGCGGACGUGGAAAUCGCGGACGUGGGCGUGGAGGAAGUGGCUAG